GUGUCCCAUGUUGGUUUUUUUGGUCCUUGCCGGUCCGUUCCUUUUGCCGUCUUCGCUGCUUCGAAUCUUGUAGCUUUGAUUCGUUGUAGAUUUAGUAUAUUAGAUACACAUACACCAGACUUCUUUCCAGUCAGUCGUAUGGUUGCUUCCGCAUAUAUAGCAGUUGGAUGUUUCUUGAACUGUUAUUUACUUGGUUCAAGGACACAUGCGUAUUGUUGA
Messenger RNA from Daldinia vernicosa, 219 nucleotides. RefSeq lists its product as uncharacterized. The record is from RefSeq and is a predicted model, not a curated record. The annotation marks the transcript as partial. NCBI's taxonomy places the organism in Eukaryota, Fungi, Ascomycota, Sordariomycetes, Xylariales, Hypoxylaceae. The transcript has a single exon.